UAGAACUUUAGUCGGUGACCUUUCUUUGUCGUAUAGUGCUCGACAAUCUGGCGAAAACGCGUGAACCAUCCGUACCAUAAUGUGCUGUAGGAAAAUUCCUGCCCUCCCGGUAGUGUGAUUUUACGAAGGAGCAGAAGUAGGUGUCUCCUAAGUUAUUAGCGCGUUGCGUUUUCGCAUUUUUUCACGGGUAAUGCAACCAAGGGAUGAGCAGGAGUUUCUAUACUAACAUAGCACAUUUCGUUGACCGCAUUUUUUACUCGCAUUUUACUUGAAUAAAAAAACGGGUAAUAAGAAAACCUGAAAAGGCUCACUACUUUGCGCCUUUCUAUUACGACUACAAGCAUCGAUUUUGGAAUUACAGCUGUGGGUCUAAGCGACAAGCAAAAGCAGAACUCAUGGCGGACCUCCAGCCGCUCGCCGUUGUCCUUGCAGUUGGAUUUGUUACCGCUGUAUUUGUCUUUAUCGUGGAGCAAACUUUGCACAUCGGUGGCGUGAAUGAAGUCGACGGGAAAAACAUCGAUGAUUACUACUUUAUCGCCGUGUUGCAGGGGUUCUACGUUUUCGCACUAGCAAUUUGUCUGCUGGAUAUGUACACGCACAAGGUUUUGCUGAAGCAGGUGCCGGAGCGGUUAACGCUCGCGAACGCAGCGACGGCCGAAACUGCGAGUAGGAUCGUUAACAUCGUCUACGCUUUAUCACUGGUCGCUUUUCUGGUCCUCCCGCCAGGGUUUGCAGUCGCGUACGAGCUGUUUGGAGCAGCACCUGCAUCAGAUGCAGUUGGAAACUUUCCCAGUAGCACGACUCCACUCCACGACGAGGACAGUCUUCCAGUCGGAACGGUUCUGAGCGUGGUGCCCCCGAUUUGCCUCGCCCUUCUGUUUUUCCUGGACCACGAGCGGUAUUGCAGAAGACAAGGAACUACGGUGUUUCUCCCCGCCGUUGUCCUCGCGUACGAUGGGAAAUACGCCCCCACCGCAGCGGGAAAGCUACGGACGCCGGGAACCAUUGCCUUGUUGCAAUUUUACUUGAUGUCGAUCUACCUACACACGACCUGCAAGCGGUUUUUUCGAGGUAAAGAGAGGGGAACUAGAAAACCGUACCCGAUGUUUCGUGUCGCCGCGGAGCUGAUUGCCGUGUUUCUCCUGUUCCUGUCGCCACUCGCUGUAAUGAGCCUGCUGCACGAAAUCCAACUUUUGACCCUGAACGGACCCUGGUACGCAUUUGUGCCGAUUUACGUGUCCUAUGGAGGUGAAAACUGAUAUUGUCCUCCACCCGACAACGUCACUAGUACGCGCUAUUUGUUGUGACGUCGCGAUGCAGGUCUUUGAGAAGAAGUGUUACAAACAUUAUUGUAUGCGACAGCAAAUAGACAUUUUCAACUCUCGUGGAGUUCGGAGGGAGAGUCACAUUUUCACCUUGACACGCUCUUGCUGCUAUUGACGGUUUGCCAUCACGGGAUUCCGAUGUGGGACGAGCUUUUUGACACGGUGAUUGACCAGGAACGCACGACGUCACGGAAUGGCGGCCUGAGAACCGUGACACGCUCGGUUCGUAUACUGGAGAACGUGUUUCAUCUCGUGCUGUUGUUUUACCUCUUCUCGCACGCCUGGUGGGGGAUCGCAUACCGAGACUGGCUGUUGGGGCUACCGGGCGUGUCACCACUUGUGCUGCUUUUAGCCUGCUUUCAUGUUGUCGCACUGUGCGUCUACGGAAAGAAUUCGGAGGCGCUGAUAUGGCAAAGUUCCAGCGGGAGGCCGGGCAGUACCGCGCUGGGGACGGCUUUGUUGGGUGGCGACCGAACCAGGAUGUGA
This is a messenger RNA of Amoebophrya sp. A120, 1811 nucleotides long. The record is from the annotation of a GenBank genome assembly. NCBI's taxonomy places the organism in Eukaryota, Dinophyceae, Syndiniales, Amoebophryaceae.